Messenger RNA from Prunus avium (sweet cherry), 496 nucleotides. NCBI's taxonomy places the organism in Eukaryota, Viridiplantae, Streptophyta, Magnoliopsida, Rosales, Rosaceae. The record is from RefSeq and is a predicted model, not a curated record.
AUGUACGACCAUUGCGUGAGCUUCGCCGUCCAGCUGGAUCCCAGGUCGGAGCCCGUUUUGCUUCUCGAGCUUGCCAUGUCAACAUCUUCACUCGUCAAGGAGAUGUCUUCCGGACUUGUCCGCAUUGCGCUCGAGUCCGAAAGGCAUCAUGGUUCCGGCCGUACGGGUAUCCACGGUAGGAAACUGUUUCAGGAGCCUUCUUGGACCAUGUAUUGCAACGGGAGGAAGUGCGGCUACGCAGUGUCUCGUACGUGCGGGGAGUCCGACUGGCACGUGUUGACUACUGUUCGGAGCGUGUCAGUUGGAGCAGGCGUGAUUCCAGUGGUGGAUGACGGGAAAAAGGGUAGCGCUUCAGAAGGCGAGUUGCUUUACAUGAGGGCUAGGUUUGAAAGAGUUGUGGGAAGCCGUGACUCGGAGGCCUUUUACAUGUUGAACCCAGAAGGCAAUGGAGGUCCUGAACUCAGUAUUUUCUUGCUUAGAAUAUGAAACAUCAAAA